CCUUAACGCUCUCUCUCAUGUUCCCUCUCGCUUUCUCCUCCCCGUCAUGAUCCACAUUCCUCUUCCUCUUCCUCUUCCUCUUCUCUCCCUUCUCAGUUGGCUUACCGGGCUGACCCGAACCCGAUGCGGAGGAGGAAGAACCGAGGGAGACAUAAUUGAAAGGGAUCUAAAUCGGGUUCCCAGCUCUCCAGAAUGCUACGCCUGUACGCAAGGAGGAAUCCCCGCCUUCCACUCCACCACCUGCGACCGCGUCCACCGCCCGCAAUGGGAGGCCUCUGCCGGGUCUUCGCUGUUCACCAUCGGGUCUAAAUUCGGUAAUCUGAUUGGGACCCGUGUAAGGAACUCGUCGAGCAGAAUUCUGGACCCGAGAACGGCGCUGGUGCAGAGGUGGAACCGUGGGGUGCUGUUGGCACGUUGCGUGGCGUUGGCCGUCGAUCCGUUGUUCUUCUACGCACUUUCUCUCGUCGUUUUAGAGAGUGGGGCCCCGUGCGUCUACGUGGACGGAGGUUUUGCGGCGGUAGUGACUGUUUUUCGCACCUGUGUGGACAUGGUGCAUAUCUCCCACGUGUGGUUUCAGUUCAGGUUGGCGUAUGUUUCGAGGGCGUCACUGGUGGUGGGAUGUGGGAAACUCGUGUGGGACGCACGUGCCAUCGCCUAUCACUAUGUUCGCUCGCUCAGAGGCUUUUGGCUGGAUGUUUUCGUCAUACUCCCAGUCCCUCAGGCAGUAUUCUGGUUGGUAAUACCCAAAUUGAUCAAAGAAGAAAAAUUUAAGCUGAUGAUGACAAUGUUGCUUCUAAUAUUCUUGUUUCAAUUUCUCCCUAAGGUCUAUCAUGGCCUCUACUUGAUGAGGAAAAUGAGGAAAGUAACAGGAUAUGUCUUUGGCACUGUUUGGUGGGGUUUUAGCAUUAAUCUUGUUGCCUAUUUGAUUUCCUCCCAUAUUAUAGGAGGCUGUUGGUACAUUCUUGCAACGGGACGUGUUUUUUCGUGUCUCAAGCAACAUUAUGAGCAAAAUAUGCAUUACAAUCUCAAUCUAUGCUCUUGCUCGAAUGCUUAUAACCAAUUUUUGUCACCAACAAAGCUAUUGCAAGGCUCGUUCGUUAGCAACAUAACAAAGCUCAAAACAUCGAUUUGUUUGGAUGAGGAUGGACCAUUUAAUUAUGGAAUUUAUGAACCUGUGCUUGAAGUCAUUUCCAGCAAUUCACUAGCAACUAGGAUCCUUUAUCCCAUUUAUUGGGGCUUAAUCAAUCUCAGCUCUUUUGGUAAUGUGCUUAUACCAACAAGCAAAUUGGAUGAAGUGAUAUUCAGCAUAUUUAUAGUACUUUGUGGCUUACUGCUCUUCACGUUAUUAGUUGGAAACAUCCAGAUUUUCUUGCAAGUGGUCACGAUGAAGAAAGAACAGAUGCAGUUGAGGAGAAGUGAUAUUGAAUGGUGGAUGAGAAGAAGGCAGUUGCCUUAUAACCUGAGGCAACGAGUACGACACUAUGAAAGUCAUAAAUGGGAAGUGAUAGGAGGACAAGAAGAGGUUAAAUGGAUCGAAGAGUUACCUGAUGGACUUCGUAAAGACAUCAAACGUUAUCUUUGCCUAGAUCUUAUCAAACAGGUACCUCUGUUCCAUAACUUGGAUGACCUCAUUCUUGAUAAUAUAUGUGACAGAGUUGAGCCACUGAUUUUCUCCAAAGAUGAAAAGAUAAUUAAAGAAGGAGAUCCAGUCCAAAAAAUGAUGUUCAUAGUUUGCGGCCGUGUAAAACGCAGCCAGAGACUUAGUAAAGACACAGUAGUCUCAAAUAUCCUUGAAACUGGAGGAUUUCUUGGAGAUGAGCUACUCUCCUGGUGUCUUCGCCAUCCAUCUAUGGAGCGACUUCCACCGGCAUCAGCAACAUUUGUGAGCUUACACUCAACAGAAGUGUUUGCUCUUGAUUUCAAACAGCUUCAGUUUAUAACAGACCAUUUUAGGUAUAGCUUUGCCAAUGGAAGAAUUAAGAGAAUAGCAAGAUACUAUUCUUCAAACUGGCGGACAUGGGCUGCCAUCACCAUACAACUCGCCUGGCAGCGUUACAAGAGGACUACUGCAAGUCUACUAAUUCCUCCUGUGCCGGUACUAAGACAGUAUGCUGCAAUUUUCAUGUCUGUGAAGCCUCAUGACCACCUUGAAUAA
Molecule: messenger RNA, 2155 nt
Organism: Carica papaya (papaya)
Lineage: Eukaryota; Viridiplantae; Streptophyta; Magnoliopsida; Brassicales; Caricaceae
Product: cyclic nucleotide-gated ion channel 2-like
Source: RefSeq, a predicted model, not a curated record